GGGCCCGGAUGCCCAGGUUCCGGCACUAGGACCUCAGAAGCCAGCGGGGGUGGAGACCACGGGCACCCGGAGAAGGUCCCCCACACAUUCCAGCGCUGGCUCCGGGCCAUGGAGCCCUUGAAGAACCUCUUCCUCAAGAGCCCGCUGGGGUCAUGGAAUGGCAGUGGCAGUGGGGGCGGAGGGGGUGGUGGUGGAAUCCGGCCGGAGGGGUCCCCGAAGGCGGCAGCAGCGUAUGCCAACCCUGUUUGGACAGCUCUGUUCGACUAUGAGCCCGAUGGGCAGGACGAGCUGGCCCUGAGGAAGGGAGACCGGGUAGAGGUGCUGUCCCGGGAUGCAGCCAUCUCAGGAGAUGAGGGCUGGUGGGCGGGCCAGGUGGGUGGCCAGGUGGGCAUCUUUCCAUCCAACUAUGUAUCUCGGGGUGGAGGCCCACCGCCCUGUGAGGUGGCCAGCUUCCAGGAGCUGCGACUAGAAGAGGUGAUUGGCAUCGGUGGCUUCGGCAAGGUCUACCGUGGCAGCUGGCGAGGGGAGCUGGUGGCUGUGAAAGCGGCUCGCCAGGACCCUGAUGAAGACAUCAGUGUAACAGCUGAGAGUGUCCGACAGGAGGCCCGGCUUUUUGCCAUGCUGGCACAUCCCAACAUCAUUGCCCUCAAAGCUGUGUGCCUGGAGGAGCCAAACCUAUGCCUAGUGAUGGAGUACGCAGCUGGUGGGCCUCUCAGCCGGGCCCUGGCUGGUCGGCGUGUGCCUCCCCACGUGCUGGUCAACUGGGCUGUACAGAUUGCCCGUGGGAUGCACUACCUACACUGUGAGGCUCUGGUACCUGUGAUCCACCGAGACCUGAAGUCCAACAACAUUCUGCUGCUGCAGCCAAUUGAGGGGGAUGACAUGGAGCAUAAGACCCUAAAGAUUACUGAUUUCGGCCUCGCCCGAGAGUGGCACAAAACCACACAAAUGAGCGCCGCCGGGACCUAUGCUUGGAUGGCUCCUGAGGUCAUCAAGGCCUCCACCUUCUCGAAGGGCAGCGAUGUCUGGAGCUUUGGGGUGCUGCUGUGGGAACUGCUGACCGGGGAGGUGCCCUACCGUGGUAUCGACUGUCUUGCUGUAGCCUAUGGUGUGGCUGUCAACAAGCUAACUUUGCCCAUCCCAUCCACCUGCCCUGAGCCCUUCGCACAACUCAUGGCCGACUGCUGGGCACAGGACCCCCAUCGCCGGCCCGACUUCGCUUCCAUCCUGCAGCAGUUGGAAGCGCUAGAGGCGCAGGUCCUACGGGAGAUGCCGCGGGACUCCUUCCAUUCCAUGCAGGAGGGCUGGAAACGUGAAAUUCAGGGCCUCUUUGACGAGCUGCGGGCCAAGGAAAAGGAACUACUGAGCCGCGAGGAGGAGCUGACGCGCGCGGCCCGCGAGCAGCGGUCCCAGGCAGAGCAGCUGCGACGGCGCGAGCACCUGCUGGCGCAGUGGGAGCUGGAGGUAUUCGAGCGCGAGCUGACGCUGCUGCUGCAGCAGGUGGACCGAGAACGCCCCCACGUAAGGCGCCGGCGCGGCACCUUCAAACGCAGCAAGCUCCGGGCACGGGACGGCGGAGAGCGCAUCAGCAUGCCUUUGGAUUUCAAACACCGCAUCACUGUGCAGGCCUCUCCUGGCCUUGACCGGAGGAGAAACGUCUUCGAGGUUGGGGCUGGGGACUCACCCACUUUCCCUCGGUUCCGAGCCAUCCAGUUGGAACCCGCAGAAUCCGGCCAGAUUUGGGGUCGCCAGUCUCCCAGGCGUCUAGAAGAUUCAAGCAAUGGAGAGAAGCGUGCUUGCUGGGCCUGGGGUCCCAGUUCCCCCAAGCCGGGGGAAGCCCAGAAUGGGAGGAGAAGGUCCCGCAUGGAUGAAGCCACAUGGUACCUGGAUUCAGAUGACUCGUCCCCGUUAGGGUCCCCUUCUACUCCCCCAACACUCAACGGUAACCCUCCGCGGCCUAGCCCCGAGCCAGAGGAGCCACGGCGAUCCGGGCCCACAGAACGGGGCAACAGCUCCGGGACGCCCAAACUGAUCCAACGGGCACUGCUGCGGGGCACUGCCCUGCUGGCCUCCCUAGGCCUCGGCCGUGACCUGCAGCCUCCAGGAGGCCUGAGCCGUGAACGCGGGGAGCCCCCGCCAGCACCACCCCCUGCACAGAUGCCCACACCCUGCCCAGCUGAGCUGCCCUCCACUCCCCUCAUCCGCCUCUCACCCUCGACAGCUGAUGCCCGUGGCCCGCCCACCCCAGCACCCUUACUGCUGGACCUAGGUGCUCCAUCUGGCCAGCCCUCAGCCAAGAGCCCUCGGCGGGAAGAGAUACGUGGAAGAACUGUGUCACCCCCACCAGGAAUAUCCCGCUCCGCUCCUGGUACCCCUGGAACCCCUCGCUCACCACCCCUGGGCCUCAUCAGCCGACCUCGGCCCUCACCACUCCGUAGCCGUAUUGACCCAUGGAGCUUCGUGUCAGCGGGGCCUCGGCCUUCACCACUGCCCUCUCCACAGCCUGUGCCCCGACGGGCACCUUGGACCUUAUUCCCAGACUCAGAUCCCUUCUGGGACUCCCCGUCUGCCAACCCCUUCCGGGGAGGCUCCCAGGACUGCAGGACGCAGACCAAAGACAUGGGUGCUCAGGCCCCAUGGGCGCCAGAAGCAGGGCCCUGAGUGGGCCAAGCCACACCCCCAUGCUCCAGCCGCCUUAGAGGAGGCAUAGCAUACACUGGAAGAGAAGCCAGGCAGGCCCCCCUGGGGGUCAGGAACACUACACUGCACAGAAAGCCUUCACACUGGAUGGGGGGCUACACCCCACAUGCCUACAACCUGUAGGUCCCCUGACUUACCUGCCCCACUGGGGCCUGACACUGUACCUAGCUGGUUAAGAGGACCAGAGCCUGUCUCAGGGAAUUGCCCCCAGGAGUGGUGCAGGGAGGAGGGGAGGUUCAGGGGAGAGGGGCCAACCUCAGGUGUCACCAGCACUUUUGACUAAAUCCUGUUACUGUGGGCCCUGUCUCCAAGGCCUAGUUCCUGGACCCCCUACCCUGGAAAUGAUUGGAGCCAGGGCUCUCUGGGUGCCUUUCUGCUGCCUUGGCCAAGGUUGGGGCCUUGGCCUGGGGAGCCAAUGAAGCCAAAUAAACUCGUAAGCUGUCUCCCCAAAUGUAGUC
Molecule: messenger RNA, 3158 nt
Organism: Acomys russatus (golden spiny mouse)
Lineage: Eukaryota; Metazoa; Chordata; Mammalia; Rodentia; Muridae
Gene: Map3k11
Product: mitogen-activated protein kinase kinase kinase 11
Exons: 10
Coding region: 109-2661 (850 amino acids)
Biological process (GO): protein phosphorylation; microtubule-based process; positive regulation of apoptotic process
Cellular component (GO): centrosome
Molecular function (GO): protein binding; ATP binding; JUN kinase kinase kinase activity
Source: RefSeq, a predicted model, not a curated record